Diversispora eburnea is the source of this 228-nucleotide messenger RNA. The record is from the annotation of a GenBank genome assembly. NCBI's taxonomy places the organism in Eukaryota, Fungi, Glomeromycota, Glomeromycetes, Diversisporales, Diversisporaceae.
AUGGCGAAUAUUCAUGCUAAUUUAUUAGCACGUGAUUAUUACCAGGAUCAAAUGCUGAUAAAAUUACCAAUGGAACAGAUUAAUGAAAUAUUAGAUCAACAAAUGAUAUUAGAUGAAGUUUUAAUUACUAAUCUGACUGAAGAAGAUGAUGAGCGUUGUUUGAAAGGUGAUCCUAAACAAUUGGAUGAUUUACUUAAAGAAUCAUCUAAAGGAAAUAAUGAAAAUUAA